This is a messenger RNA of Monodelphis domestica (gray short-tailed opossum), 6991 nucleotides long. Lineage: Eukaryota; Metazoa; Chordata; Mammalia; Didelphimorphia; Didelphidae. The record is from RefSeq and is a predicted model, not a curated record.
CCAGAAUGCCUGUGUCAGGACACCAUUCAGGCCUUUGUCCCUCUCCAUGGAGGACUCCAUUUCCCAGAAUGCCGUUUCAUGACUUCUUAGUGUAGGUUCCUUGCCACUGUGGAAGCCCCAAAGCAUGCUGGGAACCCCAACGUGGGCCGUCGCUGCUCUUGGAAGUCUCACCUCAGUGCUUCUUGGAGCUUUGCUGGGCACACACAGAGCACGUCUCCCCACCUCGGGGCUGCCACCCUUGAAGCACCCCAGGGUGGCCCCGCAGAGAGCCCACAGUCAGAGAAAUGGCCCCCAGGACCCCGAGGUCCCCCUCCCAGGGGUCAAUAACACUCAAGGAUGUCACUGUGGACUUCACACAGGAAGAAUGGGUCCUGUUGGAUCAUUCCCAGCAAGGGCUGUACCUGGAGGUCAUGCUGGAGAAUGUGCAGAAUCUACACUCUGUGGGACUUCUAGUUCCUAGAGAAAAAUUUAUCUCCUGUUUUCAGCAAAGGGAAACACCAUGCCUGCUAGAGCAAGAAUGUCCAAGGAGCCCCUAUCCAGGGGCAAAGAGUAAUUUUGAAGUGAAGGAGAUGUUUGAAAAGUUGAGACAUUGUGUGGAAGUAUAUGGCCCUCAAAGAUUCAUGACCGAGGUUUCCUGUGACUUUAUUUUGAGAGAAAUCUGUGACUCUAAUAUGAAGGUAAAUAAAAAUCCAAAGAGUGACUGUGAAGUCGAUGAAACUGUAGAGAAAUCCAGCCAAUAUUCCGUGCUAAAUAGGUAUACAAAAUUGACCUCCGGGAAUGAGUGUUGUCAGGAUAGUAAAUCCAGCAAGUGCUUUCCUGAAGAAGGACUUAUUCACUCCUCUGAGAAAUCUCCUGAAAUGCCCAUGUAUAAAGGCAACCUAGGGAGAUUGGCCUUUGGCUGCCAUUUAGAACUCAUUAAACAUCCAAAAAGCAAACAUGUAAAGAUGGUUUGUAUGAGUAAUAAAGGUAGGAAACCUUUUAGUCAGAACUCUGAGAUUGCUGUACAUCCAAUAAUCCACUCUGGAGAAAAACCUCAUGAAUGUAAGCAAUGUGGAAAGAUUUUUACAGAGAGGGGCCAUCUUGCUUCUCAUCAGAGAAUCCACACUAUAGAGAAACCUUAUGAAUGUAAACAGUGUGGAAACACUUUCACAGAGAGGGGCUCUCUUGUUGAACAUCAGAGAAUCCACACUGGAGAAAAUCCCCAUGAAUGUAAAGAUGGUGGAAAGGCUUUCAGAGAGAUGAACAGUCUUGUUUCACAUCAGAGAUACCAUGCUGGAGAGAAACGUUGUGAAUGUACACAGUGUGGAAAGGCUUUCGCCAAAAGGAGCAGUCUUGCUGUACAUCAGAGAAUCCACACUGGGGAGAAACCUUAUGAAUGUAAACAGUGUGGAAAAGCUUUCAGAACGAGGUCCCAUCUUGUUAGACAUCAAAGAAUCCAUACUAGAGAGAAACCUUUUGAAUGUAAACAGUGUGGAAAGGCUUUUAUAGAUAGUAGCUCUCUUACUAAACAUCAGAGGAAUCACAGUGAAGAGAAACCUUAUGAAUGUAAACACUGUCUGAAGGGUUUCAAACAGAGGACCUUUCUUGUUGUACAUCAGAGAAUCCACACUGGAGAAAAACCUUACAAAUGUAAACACUGUGGAAAGGCUGCCAGACAGAGGAGCACUCUUAUUGUGCAUCAGAGAAUCCACACUAGAGAGAAACCUUAUAAAUGCAAACAGUGUGGAAAAACUUUCACGAAAAGGUUCCAGCUUGGUAUACACGAGAGAAUCCACAGUGGAGAGAAAAGUUAUAAAUGUAAACAGUGUGAAAAAGCUUUCACAGAAAGGUCCCAUCUUGCUACACACCAGAGAAUCCACAGUGGAGAGAAACCGUAUGAAUGUAAACAGUGUGGAAAAGCUUUCACAAGGAGGUCCCAUCUUUCUACACACCAGAGAAUCCACAGUGGAGAGAAACCUUAUGAAUGUAAACAGUGUGGAAAAGCUUUCACAACGAGGUCCCAUCUUGUUAGACACCAGAGAAUCCACACUGGAGAGAAACCUUAUGAAUGUAAACAGUGUGGAAAGAUUUUCAAAUGGAAGGGUUCUUUUACUCAACAUCAGAGGAUUCAUACUGGAGAGAAACCUUUUGACUGUAAACAGUGUGGAAAGGCUUUUAUAAAUAGUGGCUCUCUUACUAAACAUCAGAGGAAUCACAGUGAAGGGAAACCUUAUGAAUGUAAACCCUGUCGUAAGACUUUCAAACAGAGGACCUUUCUUAUUGUACACCAGAGAAUCCACACUGGAGAGAAACCUUAUGAAUGUAUACAGUGUGGAAAGGCUUUCACAGAAAGGAGAAAACUUACUAAACAUAAGAGAAUCCAUACUGGAGAGAAACCUUAUGGAUGUACACAGUGUGGAAAGCAUUUUACAGAAAGGGGCAGUCUUACGAAACAUCAGAGAAUCCAUACUGGAGAGAAACCUUAUGGAUGUACACAGUGUGGAAAGCAUUUCACAAAAAGGUACGUUCUUACUUGUCAUCAGAGAAUCCACACUGGAGAGAAACUUUAUGAAUGUAAACACUGUGGUAAGACUUUAAAAGAGAGGAGCUCUCUUGUCGCACAUGAGCGAAUCCAUACUGGAGAAAAGCCAUAUAUAUGUAAUCACUGUGGAAAGGCUUUCAGGCAGAGGAGCCUUCUUGCUAGACAUCAGAGAAUCCACACUAAAGAUAAACUUUAUGAAUGUAAACUGUGUGGAAAGGCUUUCACAAAUAGUUACUAUCUUACUGUACAUCAGAGAAUCCACACUGGAGAGAAACCUUAUGAAUGUAAACAGUGUGGAAAAGCUUUCACAGAGAAGGGUUCUCUUGUUAGACAUCAGAGAAUCCACACUAGAGAGAAACCUGUUGAAUGUAAACAGUGUGGAAAGACAUUAAUAGACAGGCACUCUCUUGUUGCACAUCAGAGAAUUCACACGGGAGAAAAACCAUAUAAAUGUAAUCACUGUGGAAAGGCUUUCAGAGUUAAGAGCACUUUUGCUGUACAUCAGAGAAUCCACACUGGAGAGAAACUUUAUGGAUGUAGACACUGUGGAAAGACUUUCACAUAUAGUCGCUCUUUUACUGUACAUCAGAGAAUCCACACUGGGGAGAAACCUUAUGAAUGUAAACAGUGUGGAAAAGCUUUCACAGAGAAGGGUUCUCUUGUUAAACAUCAAAGAAUCCAUACUAGAGAGAAACCUUUUGAAUGUAAACAGUGUGGAAAGGCUUUUAUAGAUAGUGGCUCUCUUACUAAACAUCAAAGGAAUCACAGUGAAGAGAAACCUUAUGAAUGUAAACACUGUCUGAAGGGUUUCAAACAGAGGACCUUUCUUAUUGUACAUCAGAGAAUCCACACUGGAGAAAAAUCCUACAAGUGUAAACACUGUGGAAAGGCUGUCAGACAGAGGAGCACUCUUAUUGUGCAUCAGAGAAUCCACACUGGAAAGAAACCUUAUGAAUGCAAACAGUGUGGAAAAACUUUCACGAAAAGGUUCCAGCUUGGUAUACACCAGAGAAUCCACAGUGGAGAGAAAAGUUAUAAAAGUAAACAGUGUGAAAAAUCUUUCACAGAAAGAUUUCAUCUUGCUACACACCAGAGAAUCCACAGUGGAGAGAAACCUUAUGAAUGUAAACAGUGUGGAAAGACUUUCACGAAAAGGUUCCAGCUUGGUGUACACCAGAGAAUCCACAUUGGAGAGAAAAGUUAUGAAUGUAAACAGUGUGGAAAAACUUUCAUGAAAAGGUUCCAGCUUGCUAUACACCAGAGAAUCCACAGUGGAGAGAAAAGUUAUAAAUGUAAACAGUGUGGAAAAGCUUUCACAGAAAGGUCCCAUCUUGCUACACACCAGAGAAUCCACAGUGGAGAGAAACCUUUUGAAUGUAAACAGUGUGGAAAAACUUUCAUGAAAAGGUUCCAGCUUGAUAUACACGAGAGAAUCCACAGUGGAGAGAAACUAUAUGAAUGUAAACAGUGUGGAAAAGCUUUCAACAGGAGGUCCCACCUUGCUACACAUCAGAGAAUCCACACUGGAGAGAAACCUUAUGAAUGUAAACAGUGUGGAAAAGCUUACACAGAGAAGGGCUCUCUUGUUAGACAUCAGAGAAUACACAGUGGAGUGAAACCUUUUGAAUGUAAACAGUGUGGAAAAGCUUACAUAGAGAAGGGCUCUCUUGUUAGACAUCAGAGAAUACACACUGGAGUGAAACUUUUUGAAUGUAAACAGUGUGGAAAGACUUUAUCAGAGAGGCGCUCUCUUGUUGCACAUCAGAGAAUCCACACGGGAGAAAAACCAUAUAAAUGUGAUCAAUGUGGAAAGUUUUUCAGGCUUAGGAACAGUCUUGCUGUACAUCGGAGAAUCCACACUGGAGAGAAACCUUAUGAAUGUAAACACUGUGGAAAGCGUUUCAAUCACAGGAACAGUUUUACUAGACAUCAGAGUAUCCACACUUGACAGAAACUUUAUGGAUGUAAACUGUGAAAAGGCUUUCACAAAUAGUCGCUCUCUUACUGUACAUCAGAGAAUCCACACUGGAGAGAAACCUUAUGAAUGUAAACAGUGUGGAAAAGCUUUCACAAAGAGGUCCCUUCUUGUUAGACAUCAAGGAAUCCACACUGGAGAGAAACCUUUCGAAUGUAAGCAGUGUGGAAAGACUUUUAUAGAUAGUGGAGCUCUUACUAAACAUCAGAGGAAUCACAGUGAAGAGAAACCUUAUGAAUGUAAACAUUGUCAGAAGGCUUUCAAACAGAGGACCUUUCUUGUUGUACAUUAGAGUAUCCACACUGGAGAGAAACUUUAUGAAUAAACAGUGUGGAAAAAUUUUCACAUGGAAGGGUUCUCUUACUCAACAUCAGAGGAUUCAUACUGGAGAGAAACCUUUUUGGGUGGAUUGAAAAAUUAGUAGUAUUCUCAAGAUAAUAGUUAUUAAUACUUAAGUUAGUAAACCUGGUCUCCAAUAUUUACCCACGUCCCUCAUUAAGCUCCCAUGAAGACAAGAUUAACUCGCCCUCCAUCUUUCUCCUUGUAGGACAAAGAGUUUACAGCCUGUAAAUGUUUGGGCUUUUCUUAGACUCUCACAUUCCAGAUGAUCAAAUCUUAAGAACUCUUUUGUCUUAGAAAUUCUUCCAAUUGAAUCAAAGGCUUCCUCCAAGUAGUCAAGGUCUAGCUGGAAUGAUACUAUGUACCUAUUGUAAAACUUCAGCCCCUGCCAGAUAAUCUGCUUCCCCAGAACUCCCCUCUUUGUAUGUAUUUCCAGCUUCCUGAUUGUUUCUUGAAAGUGUUAAUUGGCUUGCAUUUGUAUCCAUUGUAACCUAAUAUUCCUAUCCCUUAUUUCUAGAUGUCAGCCAUUGUAAGAAUGUUAUCUCUUCAGGGAGGUUUCAUGAUUCUGGAAAUAAGGGAUUUUUCUGUGAAUUUUGGGUGUAUUUGUCAUAGGUCAGCGGCUUGAGAUAAUGCUCAAUUCUCUCUCUGUCUCUCUCUCUGUCUGUCUCUCUCUCUGUCUCUGUCUCUCUCUCUCUCUCUCUCUCUCUCUCUCUCUCUCUCUCUCUCUCUCUCUCUCUCUCCACACACACAGUUUACAUUCAUAAAGUUUAUCUUCAGUGUGGAUUCUCUGAUGUCUAACAAGAAUUUUCCUCUGCCUGAAAGCCUUUCAUGCUAAUCAUCUCUUAUUCCCAUUGAGAAUUCCCUUUGGAUAGACAUCUUAUUUCUGUUAUGAAUUAAGAAAGGCAUUGAAUUGGAGAGUUCAGAGCUUGUUCAGUUGGAGAAAAUGUCUUCUGCCCAGAUCAGUUCCAGAUGGGUAUCCUGUAGGAAAGCUUUUAGUUAGAGAUCAUAUCUCUUACGUUAUAUCAGAAGAUUCAUAGUGCACAAAAACCUCAUGAAUAUACUGAAGUUUUAUGUUUCCCUCAGGAGGAGAAUGAUGAUGAAUAUUAAGAGAAAUGUCAAUUAUAAUAAGUUAGAUGGUUCACCCCAUAUCUGUUGUUUUGGGUAUUUUAGCAGAAAAGGAAAGUGAUAAAAGUUGGAGAUGUGGGAAAACUGAGAUACUAAUGGAAUUUUAGAGGAUUGGUGGACUGAUUAACCCUUUUGUAGGGAGUAGUUUGGAACUAUAUUGCUGGGGGCCAUCAGUCCAUGACGCCUUGAGAGAGUCACGCAUGGUAGCUGGGGAGACCACAGAGUGGUCCUUGGCGAGAUGUGACUGCCACUCUAUCCCCCUUGUGUGACUUCUUUCAUCAGUGCCCCUUACCUAUGAAUUGACAUAGUUAUUAUUCCCCCUAGUCUCAAAAGAAAUAAUGGAAGAGUAAAACACCUGUACCCUAAUUCUCCAAAACAUCACCAAAAGACCAGACCCUCAAACCCAAUCCCAAAAAGACUAUCAUGGUUGAACUUUUACUCAGGUACAUAAUAACCAGCAAAACCACAGUUACAGACCAAGCCAAAAACUUUCCCACAUACAGAAGCCUAUUCUCCUGAAGUCAGCACACAAAUCAAUCAUAGAGGCCCAAGUACAGGUACAUCAAGCUUCAGUAUGCCUCAGUGACUCGAUCAGGCAAAUCAGUAACUCCCUAGAACCCACCUGUCUAAACUUGAAUUGUGUUCCCAGACCCCUCUGCCUCCAUGAUAUGAUUGUUGAAUUGUCUUCUAAGAACUGCUGAAUAAUUAUUCCAUUUCAUUAAAAGCAAUAUGUAAUUUUUCUUGAUUGAUUGUAAGCUCAAAACUUCUCACAGGAUAAUGAGAAAAUUAAGCCACCUGUGACAAAAAUAGUUUAUCUUGUGUGCAACCUUUAUUCUGUCUGUAAUCACAAUACAAGAAUAUAGAAUGUUAAUCAAGUGAUUUGUUAAAAGUUGAUGUAUCACUUUUCCAAUUAUCUCUCUUUGAUUUUGUGUAUAUGCGUGCCAAGAGAAUGGGUAUAAAAAUAAAGAUCAGACAUUGGGAAAGUGGAGCAGCUGUCAGAUGCAAAGCAAUCCCAUGGCUGUUAUGAUUAA